GACAGUAUGGGGUCCAGUGUACUGUUCCUCGUCCUCUUACUGAUGCCAUUAUUCACCCCCUAUGGAGGCAGUCAAGUGGAAGCAAAAGCUGUAGUGAAAGUGACUCCAGAUGAACGUGUGUUCAGUGGAGAGACAGUCACUCUCACAUGUGAAAUACAGGGAGCAGGAAAUGACACGCAGUGGACAUACAGCUGGUUUAAAGAUGGUUCAAUCAUCCCGAACAGCACUGAGAGAGUCUACAACAUCACAUUUAAUGUGUCUGAUAGUGGUCAAUACAGCUGUGAAGCAAAGAAAUCACACAUCAGUGCUGCUGUUACACUGACUGUAUCAGAUUCCCCCAGAUCUUCACUGACUGUGACUCCAGACAGUCCUGUAUUCACUGGAGAGACAGUCAAUCUGAAGUGUGUGAUUGAGUCUCACAGUAACUGGAGAUAUGAGUGGUAUAAAGACACAGACAGUGUAAUGUUACAGACGUCUGAUCGUUACACUGUAAACAGAGACACUCUCACUAUCAGAGGAGUAAUUACAUCUGAUCAGGAUCAGUACUGGUGUAGAGGACAGAGAGAUCAGAGACCAAACUCAUCACAAUCAAGCUCAGUUUAUCUCACUGUGACAGAAUGCAAUAUUGGAUGCGGUUUGCAUGUAGAAUACAGUAUUACAUUACUCAGACUGACUUGUUCAUUGGUAAGCAAUAUAAACAAAACACCAUUAUAUUUUAAUCAACAAUUGUACUCUGAAUGUCUACAUUGUUCUUUAGAUUCACCCAUACCUACACUGACUGUGACUCCAGACAAUACAGUAUUCACUGAAGAGACACUCAAUCUGACAUGUGUGAUUGAGACUUAUAGUGACUGGAGACAGAGAAAUUACCAGAUAUAUGACUGGAGAUAUGAAUGGAGAAAUUACUGGACAUAUGAGUGGAGAUAUGAGUGGUAUAAAGGCAGCAAAUACAGUGUAAUGUUACAGACGUCUGAUCGUUACACUGUAAACAGAGACACUCUCACUAUCAGAGGAGCGAAUGAAUCUGAUCAGGAUCAGUACUGGUGUAGAGGACAGAGAGGUCAGAGACCAAACUCAUCACAUUUCAGUUCCGCUGUUAAUCUCACUGUGAUAGAUUUACACAGAACUGUUCUAACCAUGAUGCCAGACAGUCCUGUGUUCACUGGAGAGACAGUCAAUCUGACGUGUGGGAUAAAGUCUAAUCACAGUAACUGGACAGAGUGGACAAAUAACUUGAGAUAUGAGUGGAAUAAAGGCAAAUACAGUGUAAUGUUAAACACAUCUGAUCGUUACACUGUAAACAGAGACACUCUCACUAUCAGAGGAGUGAAUGAGUCUGAUCAGGGUCAGUACUGGUGUAGAGGACAGAGAGAUGGAGAACCAUCAAGAUCAACGAAUACAUCUGUUUAUCUCUAUGUGAUGGAGAGACCAAAAGCUGUAGUGAAGGUGACUCCAGCUGAGCGUGUGUUCAGCGGAGAGACAGUCAAUCUCACAUGUGACAUCCAGGGAGCAGGACACUUUCAGUGGACAUACAGAUGGUUUAAAGAUGGUUCAGUCAUCAGACGCAUCACUGAGAGACUCUACAGCAUCACAUCUGUGUCUGAUAGUGCUGAAUACAGCUGUAGAGGAGAGAGAUCAGACUCACAGAAAUCACACAUCAGUGCUGCUGUUACACUGACUGUAUCAGGUCAGAUUUCUGUCUUCAGCAUCCUCAGUUUUCUUCUGGCAGCUUGUCCGUAUCUGCUGUCGACAGCCGUGCUGCUGUUCAAAUGUUACAGAGCGAGAGUUCCAUCUCCUGAAGACCAAAGCCAGUACGAAGUGAAAGAAGAAACUUCAACUUACAAACCCAAAGUAAGUGUAAAGCCGCAGAGUUCAGUGUUCACUGGAGACACAGUUACUCUGAGCUGUGAUGUGGGACAGUCAACGAGACGAACGAUUGUCUGGGUCAAAGACUCUAAGAGAAUAGAAACUGGUGAUGAAACAAAAACAUUGAGAAAUGUGAGAGUCUCUGAUGGAGGACAAUAUGCAUGUGCUGUAGGAAAAGAGACCACACAAGGCCAUAAAGUCAUGCUAACAGUGAGAGAGAGACCCAAGCCUGCGUUGCGUGUUGAGCCUGAUGUACAUGUGAUCAGAGGACAGACGGUCAAUCUCACAUGUGACAUACAGGAGACAGACGUCAGCAGCUGGAGCUACAUCUGGAGUAAAGAUGAUUCAGAGAUUGAUGUCAGUCAGUCACAGGAAUACAGAAUCAGUUCUGUUAAUGAAUCUCACACGGGUCGUUACAGCUGUACUGGAAGAGAAACAGGAGGAUCACGAUCCUCACACACCAGUAAUACAGUUACACUCACCGUAUCAGGAUCUCGAGUACCAAGACCAACAUCUUUAAAUGUUUUGAUGAUUGGAGUGAUUUCAGGACUCAGUGGUGCAUUUCUGCUCAUUUUGUUACUGGUCCUGCUGUUCUGCUGCAGACGCAACAAAGGUGAAGGAUCUCCAUCUCCGUCUACAGACCAUCAGCUGCAGAACAUCAGUCAGACAUCAGAGCAUCAGAGCAACCAUGGACAAACACCAGCGUGCUUCAACUCUGUAACCGGGCCUCCGUCUGUGACCUAUAUGAAUGUUGGCCUGAAAUCAUUGGAGGAAAUGAGGAAGAAAAAUAAAGGAGAGCAGAGUUCUGACACCAUUUACUCCAAAUUGACGUUUUAAGGCGCUGUUUCUGGAUCAAUAUGACGAAUGCUCGGACAACGUUCAUCAACACUGGAUUACAAAAAAAAAAAGAAUAUGUUGAAGAAUUUGAUAUAUUACCCUGAUUAUUAAUUGUAUUGUUUAAAUAAUUAAACAUAACAUGCAAAUCUUCAUAAUCUGUGACAUUUUAAAUCAUGAUUCUGACCACUGAUACAGUACUGCAUUUACUGUUACAUUUAUUAUAUGUAUUACAGAAUUAUGAAUAUUAAAAGAAAAUAGCAAUAGGCCUCGUCGUCCACUAGAUGUCAUAAUAGACAAUUUUGUCACUUCAUCCACAUUUUUUAUUUGCACUUGUGCAUUAUUUUUGUUAUAUACUGUGUGUUAGUCCUCUUGCUUUCAUACCUGUGCUGCUUGUAGCCUGUUUUUAUCAUUUAAGCUAAUCAAAUGUAUUU
Messenger RNA from Carassius carassius (crucian carp), 3134 nucleotides. RefSeq names its product titin-like. NCBI's taxonomy places the organism in Eukaryota, Metazoa, Chordata, Actinopteri, Cypriniformes, Cyprinidae. Gene Ontology annotation, biological process: cell surface receptor signaling pathway. The transcript has 16 exons. The coding region runs from base 7 to 2703 and encodes 898 amino acids. The record is from RefSeq and is a predicted model, not a curated record. Gene Ontology annotation, molecular function: transmembrane signaling receptor activity.